AUGAUAGAAAACGAAAUAAUCGACAAAAAUUUGAAGGUUACUUGGGAUGAUAUAGCCGGCUUGGAUUUUGUCAAAUCAGUAAUAAAGGAAAUAAUUAUUUGGCCAUUAUUGAGACCCGAUAUCUUUACUGGUCUAAGAAAACCGGCUAAAGGUAUUUUAUUGUUUGGUCCUCCUGGAACGGGAAAAACCUUGAUCGCGAAAUGCAUCGCUAGUUUCUGUAAUGAUCUCGCCGUAAAUUUAUCUCAAAAUGAUGCUAGCCCCCCUUCAAAUAACAAGGUAAAAAACAACGGGAAAAUGACAUUUUUUAACAUAAGUUCCUCGGUUUUAUUAUCCAAAUGGGUAGGCGAAAGCGAGAAAUUGGUUAGGGCACUCUUCGAAACUGCCACCAUACACGCACCUUCUUUGAUAUUUAUUGACGAGGUUGACUCGAUUUUAUGUUCAAGAAACGCGUCCAAUUCGUCUUCCUCUGACACGAGCGACAAUGAAUCGUCCAAUCGACUAAAAACGGAAUUUUUGAUACGCUUAGACGGCUUGUAUAACGAUAAUAUCAACAAUAACAUCAUAUUCAUCGGUGCCACAAAUAGACCUCAAAAGCUUGACGAGGCCGUGAGAAGGCGUUUUGUUAAAAGGCUUUAUAUUCCACUGCCGGACCAAGAAGCUCGAUUGCAAAUCAUACAGAAUCUCAUGCGUGAUCAAAGUCAUGUUAUCGAUGAAACCAGUUUGCUAGAAUUAAGUGGUCAAAAAACUGAAGGUUAUUCUGGUGCAGAUAUGGCUGAAUUAUGCAGGGAAGCUUCGCUUGGACCAAUCAGAUGCUUAUCAUCCGAGAAUAUACAGACCAUAUCGCUCGAAGAAGUUGGUGCCAUAAUGUUGAAACAUUUUGAUAUGGCUUUAAACAGAGUUAAACCUAGUGUAUCAAGUGAGGAUAUUAAUAUAUACAUUGAAUGGAAUCGCACUUUUGGUUGCCAAUAGCUAAGCA
This is a messenger RNA of Gordionus sp. m RMFG-2023, 976 nucleotides long. RefSeq names its product fidgetin-like protein 1. The record is from RefSeq and is a predicted model, not a curated record. NCBI's taxonomy places the organism in Eukaryota, Metazoa, Nematomorpha, Gordioida, Chordodea, Parachordodidae. Gene Ontology annotation, molecular function: microtubule severing ATPase activity; ATP binding; ATP hydrolysis activity. The transcript is spliced from 6 exons. Bases 1 to 969 code for a protein of 322 amino acids.